UUUCAUACUGCAGGCGUACCUGCCGAUCGUGGAGGAAGCGCUAUUGAAGACCUUGUCGUCCCUCGUAUUGUCACACCAUCUCGAACUUCUUCUAUUGGAUCUGAACAAUGGACACAAGGACUUGAUGCGAGCAUGAGCUUGGCUUUGGACGAGUUUUUUCGGCGAAAAGCUGUGAGAGAUCUUGCCACUGAAAACGGUCUCAACAACAAGUUAUACGUCACUGCCUAUAGGUCAUUUCGGGAAUAUUGCCUCCGUGAAAAAGGAGGAGUUGAACCAAGUCUGCUAGUACUCUUCCAAGAUAUUAUCAAAGAAGGUCACGAUGUUGAAUGCCUCUUCCCAUUUUUUCUCGCUCAUGCACGUAAAGUUUUCCCCCAUUUGGAAGCUAUGGAUGAUUUGCGAAUGAUUUCCGAUUUAACACAACCACACAACUGGUAUCCUGAUGCUCGCACUGUUCAACGGAAAGUAAUUUUCCACGCUGGACCAACAAACUCUGGAAAGACGUACCAUGCCUUGAAACGUUUUGGAGAUGCAAAAAGCGGAGUAUAUUGUGGACCUUUGAAGCUACUUGCCUCAGAAGUGUUUACAAGAAGCAACCAAUUGGGGAUCAAAUGCGAUCUAGUCACUGGUGAAGAGAGAAGAUAUGCUAUUGACAACUUCCACCCAAGUGCACAUCUUUCUUCGACGGUUGAAAUGUUGUCUACGCAAAUGAGAGUAGAGGUUGCUGUCAUCGAUGAAAUUCAAAUGCUUCGUGACGAGCAGCGCGGAUGGGCCUGGACACGAGCAUUACUUGGUGUGGCCGCAGACGAAGUGCAUCUUUGUGGUGAACCGUCUGCUAUCAAUAUAGUAAAGAAGCUGCUUGAGCCAAUUGGAGAGCAUGUCGAGGUGCGCAAUUACGAAAGGAAAACCUCGUUGACUAUAGCGAACCAGGGUCUAGGAUCGCUGGAUAAUGUUCAACCGGGUGACUGCAUCGUAUGCUUUAGCCGAAAGGCUAUCUUUAGUGUCGCCAAGAACCUCGAGAAGUUAGGUGUGAAACCCGCGGUGAUCUAUGGAGAUCUACCUCCUGGCACGAAACUUGCUCAAGCCGCGAAGUUCAACGAUCCGGAUGAUCCGUGCAAUGUGUUGGUGGCCACAGACGCGAUUGGAAUGGGUCUCAAUUUGAAUAUUCGCCGAAUCAUUCUAUCAUCGUGUACUAGACAAGGGGAACUACUGCCAAAUUACUCAGCCCUUCAGAUUGUGGGCAGGGCUGGACGAUUUGGAACGACUUUCGCUGAUGGCAUGGCCACUACCCUUCGCAAUGAGGACAUUGGAACACUUCGUGAGAUAUUAAGUCAGCCAGUUGAACCCAUUGAAAAGGUAGGGAUUGCUCCAACUUUUGAACAAAUCGAAACGUUUUCAUUCCAUCUCCCGCAAGCUUCCUUUGUUCACCUGCUGGAUUUAUUUGUCUCAGUUUGCUCCAUAUCCGACCAAUUCUUUAUCUGCACUGUGGAGCAAAUGAGGUCUCUUGCGGAUCUCAUUGAUUACAUACCUCUUCCCCUCAAGGUUCGGUACACCUUCUGCAUUUCACCAAUAAAUGUCGAAAGCAAACUGACAGCAGCCUCGUUCGUUAAAAUGGUGCGAAGGUUUUCGUCUGGUCAAUGUUUAACUUACGAUUGGAUGAUGGACAUGUUGAAUUGGGAUUCUCUAAGUCAGCCUGAAAAUCUUCAACAGUUAGAACAUAUGGAAAAGGUGUACGAAGUGCUUGAUACAUAUCUUUGGCUCUCGUUGCGAUUUCCUGAUAUGCUUCCCGACGAGGCGUCGGUGCGCGAAGCCUGUCGAAAACUAGACGCUAUGCUACAGAUUUCUAUCGAAAAUAUUGUUGAACUUUUAGAAAACUCGGCUAUGGGAGACGCUCGAAAGGUCGUUGAAUUCAGAUUCUACAAUUCUGUGAUGUUCAAUCACUUGUUCAGGUCUGUGUUGCAGUCAGUAUUAUCACGUACUGAUCUUUCACCUGAAGAGCUAAAGCAGCUGAAAGAGGAGUUGAACGAACAGAACAGUUUGAGUGACUAA
Messenger RNA from Haemonchus placei, 2046 nucleotides. The record is from the annotation of a GenBank genome assembly. Lineage: Eukaryota; Metazoa; Nematoda; Chromadorea; Rhabditida; Trichostrongylidae.